GAUAUUUUAUUAUUAGGUACCUACUUUCACAGAGAAAAACACCAUGAUAUCAAUUAUAUCCAAAGCAAAUAAUAUCUAAUAAUCAUGUCGGAUGUGUUCCACAAGAUCUGCUACACAUCCCGUAGCUCCGGAUACAAAUACCGCACCCUGUCCACGAAUACCGGCAAACGCAGGCGACGGGACACCAAGGACGAAAGCACCUUCGACAGAAAAUUCAGGGAACUCAAAAAUGAAAUCGUCACUCGAAUAGACGACGAGCUUGAUCUCACACAGGAAGCUCGAGAUCACAUCGACGCAAAAUUCGAAAAAGUACAGGGAAAAAUCGAAUCUAUGCUGGAAUUACAGGAGGUCAUGGUUGGCUUGAAGAAUGAUUUACGUGUUGCUGAGAAUAAUCUCGCAAAUUUGAUCCUAAGAGUUGAUAAAUUAGAUGCAGCGACUGGCGGCGAAGAAUACAGCCUGCAUUCCCGGAGAAGCUUCUUCCAGCCUAAAACGCCGAUGAUGGAAAUCAUAGAAACGAAUGAUUCUAUAACUACUCAUAUUUGAAUAUUUUGAAGUUUUCUUUUGAAAAUAAAAAACAAUAAUUUUUA
Amyelois transitella is the source of this 587-nucleotide messenger RNA. RefSeq lists its product as uncharacterized. The transcript has a single exon. NCBI's taxonomy places the organism in Eukaryota, Metazoa, Arthropoda, Insecta, Lepidoptera, Pyralidae. The record is from RefSeq and is a predicted model, not a curated record. The coding region runs from base 85 to 543 and encodes 152 amino acids.